AUGAGAAGACAUGUCGCGGAACCCGUAGAGGAGGUAACCAGUGGAGUGGAAGAGGGCAAAUUGGAACUUUGCAGGAAGAACACAGAAAUUAUGCAGUACCUUGACCAGCAGGUCGGAUGUGUGAACCAAGAAGAUGAAAGGGAAAGCAAAUCGUCCACGGGAUUGAACGAAUAUGUGGUGAUAGUCUCGGCGAAUGGAUUGGGAGUUGGAAAGAGGAGUGUCUUUGAACAGGAAAAAGGAGUGUUUGCCACUUUCAUAUGCGACCAGUCAACUCCUGGGCUAAACCUCACUGUUGAAAAUGAGAUAUUGGAGGGUGACACUUACCAUCACCCAUUGUAUCUGAAAGGUGCAAUUCAUGCGCUCUCUGAUCAUUUUGAUAACAACAAGGAAGAUGGCUGUGGCAUGCUGUUGAUGGAUGCAUCAAAUGCUUCCAACUCGCUCAAUCGUGAAAUAGCGUUGUGGAAUGCUCGAAUUUUGUGGCCUAUAUGUUCUAGAUUUCUCUUCAAUACUUUCAGAGGUUUCGCGUCGCUUUUCGUUGCUGGCGUCAAUGGAGUGAUAUACAGUAGGGAAGGAACAACACAGGGAAACCCACUGGCAAUGUUCUUCUAUGGUGUUUCACUUCUUCCCCUGAUUCGGAAGUUAAACGAUCCGAACAAUGUGUUACAAAAGCCUUCCAAAAGUCUUCUGACUGUCGAUAAACAAUAUGCUGAAGAAGCGCAUCACAUACUUGACAAGUACUCGAUUACUAUAGUGGAAGGGAAGAGGUUUUUGGACGGUUUCAUUGGAGACGGAAAUAAGAAGGACAUCUACUUGAAAAAGGAAGAACUUGAAUGGCAGAUAUUUGAACAAAUGUUUGGAGUGAAAUUCUGGAAACAGGCAGUAAUAGUUUUUACGAGACUAAAGAUGGAUGCGUACAAUGUCGAACAGCGUGAGCGUGUGAACAAACGUACCGACGCUCAAUUAGCUGCAGAUUAUAUUAAAAUAGUCGGCGAAAGAUUCCCGAAAAGUAAAGGACUCCGGUACCUCAUUUUUGACGCUUGUCGAAACACAGAGAUGACAGAAGACAACGAAGCUUUCGAAAAAGGGUUACAAACUAUUUGGUGUUUCUUGGAAAUUUCGCCAAAGUUGCUAACUGACAGCGUGAUGAAAGUUGAAAGCGAGCACAAAAAACUGAAAAAUUACAUCGAACGCAUGGAGAAAGAGAAGGCAGAUAAAGAAAGAAUGCGACAGGUGGACAACGAAAAUAUGAGAAAAGAAAUGAAAUCAAUUGAAGAAAAACACAGACAAGAUCUGGAAAAAAUCAGAGCAGAGCAAACAGAGCAGAGAGAAGAUCAAGAAAAGAAACAUUUGGCGGAAAUUCAAAGACUCUCGGAGAAAAAUGAUCGAAGUCAGUCUCUUCUUGAAGCAAGAUUGCACAGAUUAGAAAAAGACAUGAUUGAAGAUCUCGAAAAAAAGCAAGACGAACACGACAGGCUUCAAAAAAAGUUUGAUGAGCAAAGUCACAACAUGGAAAAAAUACUUGGAGAAAAACUUGAUAAAAUAAACAGCCAACAGAAACAGUUGCAAGCAAAGCUGCAGAGCCAACAAAAUAAAGAAAAACUUUUACAAGAAGUUGAAGAGUUAAAAAAACAGCAACAAAAGAUAGAGGAUGCUCAUUCCAAACGAAUCGCUGAUCAAGAGACUGAAAUUUCUGAAAAACGAAUCAAACUAGAGAAGGAAAAAAACGAGCUGAGAGCCGAGCUUGAAAAGAAACAGCAGUUAGAAAGAGAUAAGUGGGAAUCGAAAGCUUCGGAAGCUGUGGAAACUCUGUUACAGGAACAGGGAGCGGCAGUUCAAAAUACUACACAAAAACAACAACAAAAUUUCGUUUCUUCUGAGAAAGCCAAAUGGAAACAAAUUGCAGAAACUAGUCUGACCAAAAUGAGCAAACUACGGAAACAAAAUGAAUCAGACCUUAUCAUGCAGACAAUCGAGAGUCUGAGUGCUCUAAAUUCAGAAAAUUGGUGGGUUGUUUUUGGACAGCCAAAAGGCAAAGACUGGAACGUAAGAGUCAGAACGGGUUUCGGAGAAUCGUUUCAGUGGAAAAAUUUCAACAAGGAUUGCAUGUGGGAUAUGGGGGUGGCUACUGGACCUUUAUCUAUGAUAAAAAGAAGAGGACAUUGCACCGAUGACAAAAAGGGAAGACGAUAUAUUUUGUUUCUACUGACAUAA
This is a messenger RNA of Symsagittifera roscoffensis, 2211 nucleotides long. RefSeq names its product cytadherence high molecular weight protein 2-like. The record is from RefSeq and is a predicted model, not a curated record. NCBI's taxonomy places the organism in Eukaryota, Metazoa, Xenacoelomorpha, Acoela, Convolutidae. The transcript has 7 exons. The coding region runs from base 1 to 2211 and encodes 736 amino acids.